Molecule: messenger RNA, 1242 nt
Organism: Cladocopium goreaui
Lineage: Eukaryota; Dinophyceae; Suessiales; Symbiodiniaceae
Source: the annotation of a GenBank genome assembly
AUGCCCCACGCUCCGAAGCCUAUCGCGGAUGCUGCAGCUGCUAAGAUGGGCGAUGAUUGGAAGAUCACGCCACGGGCGCUCAAUGUGAAUGAUUCCGUGCUGGCGCAGUUUGAGGAAGAUCUUGCAACCGUUCUUGGGCAUCAUGUGUUCAGUGAUGUGCUACGUAUGAAGCCCGUUGCUAUUGACUCAGAUGCUACUCAUUAUGAAGCUGGUCACCAGGCAGUGUUUGACAAGGAGUCCUACAACAGUGCAAUUUCUACGCGAGGAGUCUACCAAUGUGCAGGAAAUAUCUUCUGGUUGAAUUUCUCUCGGCUGAUCAGCUCGCAGGGUGUGCCAAUCAGCCCCCGUGCCAUUGAACAACUGAAGAAAUCACAUUUCUCCUCGCCAGAAGUGAAUCAGAACAUUGUCAUUGUGCCGGUGCAGCCCGGCUUGUCAUACAGGGACCUGAAGAACCAGUUCAACAAUUUGGUCAGGUGCUCCCCAGAAGAAAUCGAAUUUGCACUCAUCAGCCGCAUCGCAGAGCUGGUGAGGUCAAACGCUGAUGAGGUUCAGUUGACGGCUUGGCGCACUGUCUGUCUCACGACGACGUUCAGCUUCGAGAUCCUUCGAAGUGAGGCUGCAAUCUAUUGGAGGGCAAUCAAUGCACGUCGCCGCACCAUUGCGACGUAUGAUGCUGUUGCACCAAGCCCCACUCAAAGAAUUUUCCAGCUGAUGACUUUCAAAGAGUCUUACGAAGCAACACAUGGAACGCUGAGCAACAGUGAGCUGGCUAGCAUCUACAACACGAACCUGCAGGAGAUUGACAGCAAAUUGGAAGAUUCAGUCUCAGAAAAUUGGGUGGACACCGCAGUCAAAAUCCACCGUCGGAUUUUCUCCCAGCCAGACCUCUUAGAUGAAGUUCUUCGGGAUGAAGCGCAGCAUGGGAAGGCAGGAAUGUUCCAGACCUCCGCCCUUGAAGAGAUUUGUAUCAAGGGGAAGUCCGGAAAGGGCGACAUCUAUUGGAUCAUGCGCAGCAUGCGCUUCAUUGUCGAAGCUGGUCAGCUCAAUCCAGGUGACUUCACUGUCCGUUUCCUGUGCGGGGCCAAAUCCAGCGGAUCGACGCAGAAGGGCUUUAUCCAUCUGUGCUUGAUGAAGCACGCAUUGUUGCGCUGGCUAAUGUCAACAUGGCUGGAACAGUCUUCAUAUGACCCAGAAGCCAAGGAGAGCAAACGACGAAAGAGUAACACAACACGACCAAGAUAA